UAACAAACCUUCAAUCCUCCUUGUGGUAGGAGACAACUGCCCUUCAAAGCCCCAUUUUAAAUCUGUUAUUCUCCCACUGGUGAAGAAUCUGUGGAUAAAAAAUGGGGUUAACAAUGGCACACAGACCUAGAGGCGCCAUAACAAAGAAGUGGUUAGGGUUUGUAACAGCCAUUUGGGUGCAGGCCAUUGCUGGAAACAAUUAUACCUUUGCUAAUUACUCUGUGGCUCUCAAGGCCAUUUUAGGGUUAAACCAGGUGCAGCUUAAUAACCUCAGCGUAGCCAAAGAUGUGGGGAAAGCUUUCGGUUUAGUUGCAGGUUUUGCUUCGGAUUAUUUGCCUGCCUGGGUGAUUUUGCUCAUUGGCUCUGUGGAAGGAUUCGUGGGUUACGGCGCACAAUGGCUGGUUGUCAGCCAGAGGAUUCGACCCUUGCCCUAUUGGCAGAUGUGUGUGUUUCUUUGCAUGGGAGGGAACAGCACGACGUGGAUGAACACGGCCGUGCUGGUUACGUGCAUGCGAAACUUCUCGAAGAACAGAGGCCCUGUGGUGGGGAUUCUGAAAGGCUACAUUGGUCUCAGCACUGCCAUUUUCACCGAUAUUUGCAGCGCCCUUUUUGCCAGCAAUCCUUCGUCGUUUUUAUUGAUGCUUAGUGUUGUCCCUGGUCUCGUCUGCUUCACUGCCAUGGUGUUUAUGCGGCCUGUGCCUAGUGCAGUUGAUGAAGGGGAAGAAAAAGAGGAAGUUAACAGUUUUUAUGUCCUGAAUAUCUUGGCAGUUGUUACGGCCGUCUAUUUGCUUACCUUUGAUAUGACUGGCGAGCACGGAAUUGUGCUUUCGCGUGCUUUUGUGGGCUUCUUGUUGCUUCUUCUCGCCGCGCCUUUGAUCGUGCCCGCAAAGCUUUUGAUUCAGCGACGAUUUUCCGCCCACCCGAGUUCGAAUCCCAGGACGUCCAGCGAAAAACAAAUUACAGAGCCAUUGUUAGACACGGCUGAGGAAGGAGCUGCCGAUUCUGUAUCUGUUGUUACCGAAUCUCCGCCGCCGCCGCCGCCGCCGCCACCGCCGCCAAGCCUGAAUCAGAUUGCGCGCAAGCCGCUUAUUGGUGAAGAUCAUACAAUAUUUCAGGCGAUGCAGAAAUUUGAUUUCUGGUUACUUUUCUUGGCUUUUCUUUGCGGCGUUGGGACUGGAAUGGCUGUGAUUAACAACAUGGGGCAGAUUGGGCUGGCCAUGGGCUACGUUGACGUUUCUGUGUUUGUGUCUCUCAUCAGCAUUUGGGGAUUCUUUGGCAGGAUCGGAGCGGGCUCCAUUUCUGAGCAUUUUCUAAGAAAGGCGGGCAUACCUAGACCAGUGUGGAUGGCUGUAUCACAGGUGGUGAUGAUAGUGGGGUACAUAACAAUGGCCAUUGGAAUGCAGGGGUCUCUCUACAUUGGUUCUAUGGUGGUGGGCAUCUGCUAUGGCGUCCGUCUCUCCAUUUCUGUGCCAACUGCAUCUGAACUUUUUGGAUUGAAAUAUUACGGCUUGAUUUACAACUUCCUCAUUCUCAACUUGCCGUUGGGGUCCUUCCUCUUCUCUGGUCUUUUGGCUGGGAUUUUAUACGACAUUGAGGCUGCCAAAGACCGGAAAGAAAAUGUAAUUUCACCACUUUUAACCAGAGGAUGGUCAUCCGUAAACUUCAACGGUCUCUUAAGCGGGCGACAUGAGUUAUAUGUGGAAAAUGGCAAGACAUGUGUGGGAGCACACUGUUAUAGAUUGGUCUUCCUGGUUAUGGCUGGAGUUUGCCUUUUGGGAUUAGGCUUGGACUUGCUUCUCACCUUUAGGACGAAGAAAUUGUAUUCUAAUUUAUACAGGUCUAGGAAGGCCCGAGUCUCACAACAUCUCAGACAAAAGCUCUGAGACUGUUUUAUGGAUUGAUUGCACUAGUGGGGAGGCGCAAGCAAUUUAUAUGUUUGUCUAUAACCCAUGGUUUACUGGCUAAUGACUUCAUUGGAAAUUGAUUUUC
Messenger RNA from Cryptomeria japonica (Japanese cedar), 1989 nucleotides. RefSeq names its product protein NUCLEAR FUSION DEFECTIVE 4. The record is from RefSeq and is a predicted model, not a curated record. Gene Ontology annotation, cellular component: membrane. NCBI's taxonomy places the organism in Eukaryota, Viridiplantae, Streptophyta, Pinopsida, Cupressales, Cupressaceae. The coding region runs from base 102 to 1883 and encodes 593 amino acids. The transcript has 3 exons.